AUGGCCUCAACACUGCCAAUUAUAAUCGUUGGUGCUGGCGUCGUUGGUCUCACACUGGCACAAUCCCUUAAAAAAGAAGGCAUUCCAUUCGAGAUAUACGAGCGAGAUACACACAUCGAGCGUGCCAAAGGCUGGGGGAUCACCAUCCACUGGGCCCUCCCAGCAUUGAAAGUGUGUCUACCCCCUGCAAUAUAUGAGCGUCUUUCAACAAUACAAGUCGACCCGGAAGAAGGGCGUAGGAAUAAUGGAAGAUUUGUUUUCUUAGAUCUGUCAACGGCGGAAGCCCGAUACGAGAUUCCUCCAAGUGAGAGAUUGCGCAUCAAUCGUCUGAAAUUCCGAAGUCUCUUAGCUGAGGGAGUUGACGUGAAUUGGGGCAAGCAGAUUAGUGGAUUCGAUUCGGAUUUGGAGGAUUGCAUUCGGGUCAAGUUUGCAGAUGGCACUUCGACAAAGGGAUCACUUCUCGUCGGCGCAGAUGGGAGUGGAAGCAGAACUCGACGAAUUCUAGUUGGGGAAGAAGUUGCCAAAUUAUAUCACCUUCCAGUGAGGUUUAUGGGGGUCACAAUCCGGCUCACCCCUGUAGAAGUCAAGCCACUUCGAGACAUCGAUCCCCUACUUUUUCAAGGCUGCCAUCCAAAUACCGGAGCAUAUCUAUGGUAUUCGACACUCUCGACGCCAGAGGUUAAUGGUUCCAAUGGUAAUGAUGAAUAUUAUGAGGGCCAGCUUAAUAUGUCAUGGAUUGUCAAAUCAUCAGCCGAUGAGGUACCUGCGACUAACAGCGAGAAGAUUUCAAAGAUGAAGGACAUGGCGAGAGGAUUUGAGUCGAGACUGAAGGCAGUUAUCGAAAGAAUUCCACAUGACACCAAAGUUAUGGAGAUCAAACUGCAAGAUUGGCCAACGCUGAGCUGGCCAACGUAUGAUGGACGUGUUACACUGGUCGGAGAUGCCGCUCAUGCAAUGACAAUGUAUCGCGGAGAAGCUGCCAAUCAUGGUAUCACUGAUGCAGCACGACUGGCUGAGCAGCUACAGGAUGUGGGUCGUGGCAUCAUAUUACAAAAGGAGGCUAUUAUCAAGUAUGAAUCGGAAAUGCGACCGCGAGCUCAUGACGCCGUUCUUUUGAGCAGGCAGGCCUGUCUGGACGCGCAUGACUUGAACGGUCUGACACCAGAUAGUCCUCUGGUUAGUAGGAGAGCAAAAGUGCAUCAACCAGGAGUGGCCAUAAAAGCUGGCACUAGAAAAGGAUGA
Lachnellula hyalina is the source of this 1242-nucleotide messenger RNA. RefSeq names its product putative FAD-dependent monooxygenase. The record is from RefSeq and is a predicted model, not a curated record. Lineage: Eukaryota; Fungi; Ascomycota; Leotiomycetes; Helotiales; Lachnaceae. The transcript has 2 exons. Gene Ontology annotation, molecular function: FAD binding. The coding region runs from base 1 to 1242 and encodes 413 amino acids.